CUUUCUGGAAGUAUGAUUCAAUGCCAAUCAAUUGUGUAUUACCUGUGGAACUAAUCCAAAUGCAUUUUCUGAUUCAAGAACAGUUAGCAGAACCAAACUGAGGCAGACAGGAUGGGCAGAGAGCUGUUUCCUGACAGAAGGAAUGCUCAAGUACCAUCUGUUCAUAUGGAUCUCUGAUAAAAUGAAAAAGAGAUCAUAGAAAUCAACUGUGGCUUCAAACAAAAUGGUGUCAAUCUUCUUUCUUAGUUAAUAUCCUCAAUUUUAGUUUUCCAGGAAGUGAUGAUGGGAUGGCAUGGGUAUUAUAAUAUGGUCAAUGUGGACACCAGAUGCAACUUUAGAUUUUCCUUCCAGCUUUCAUGAACACAUACUCCAUGAUCAUGGAACCUUUAAUGCCUGAAAGAAUCAUAUUGGUAAGAUUAGCAUAAUCUUAAAUGGGUCACUGCCCAAAGGCUCAUGGCAUGAGGGAGGAUUCAUCACUAAGUUGCAUGCCAAGCUCAGGAGCUCUUAGACUCAGAGAGGGGGCCCUGUAGCUCUGUGGAGUUGUGGCUUUUGAGAACUAAAGAGAGCAGGAAGAUGAUGGUGUCUUAGCUUUAUCUGAACCCCCUUUAUUCCAAGUUGCCUCUUUCCCUCAAGCCUGUCUUCAGACUUUUGCUGCUGACUCCUCCAAACUUUAGUUGCAGGACUCAUCCUUCGACUCAUCAUGUCAUAUGCUCCAGUUGGUGUCACCUCCAUCAGCAAUGCAGAUGGGAGUUGUUCUGCUUGAGGUGGAUGAUUUGGAGCUCACAGUAGGUGGGAUUGUUGUGCGAGAACAAUUAGAUGGAUGCAUGACUGUCUCUUUCUUUCUUCCAACCAGUGAACUCUUAAGCCACCACAAUAACAUGAUUUGAGAGAGAAAAGUAAAGAUCAUCACUGUGAAGGAAGACAGAGAAAGCUUAGAUCCAAGUGUUUGUUGAUUUGACUUUGUGGAGUAGAAUGAAGUGUCAAUCGGCACCACCAACCCUCAACAACGAUUAUUAGGCAUCGAUAUUAUUGGCAUCCCACAGCACCUCUCCUCAGUCAACCAUCCAUCACCUCUCCCACUCAGAUCUCACCACCAUUGCAGAGAAAACAAAGCAAAUGACAGGUGAAGGGGCCAUUGCAUGAAGAAAAGAGAGAAAGAGGUUGACAAAAGCAAAUGAGCCGUCUCUCUUCCCUCUUCAAUGCUUUGCUUUGCAAUCAAGCACGUCUGAUUCCUUCAUCACGCCUCAAAACCCACCCUUCCAGCUGAAUUCUUCAUGGCGUUCACCGAAGACCAGCAAACUUGGGUUCCACAUGUGCCGACGACGGACUGCUCCAUGGGCUUGUGUAGCUUCUACUGCCCCCAGUGGUGCUAUGUCAUUUUCCCACCACCUCCCCCUGUCGAAUUCUCCGGCGACGACUCCGGCCCCACCUUCUCCCCGCUCGUGAUCUCCAUCAUCGGCGUCCUCGCGGGCGCUUUCCUCCUCGUCUGCUACUACACCAUCGUCUCCAGAUACUGCGGUACCUUUGACUCGCUGCGACGCUGGAUCGAUCCUCCGGGCGCGGACAACCGCGAUCACGGUGACGGUAGCGUCGGCCACUCUCGCCGACGUGAUGCUUGGCAUACCUCCCCGAAGGACGGGCUCGACGAGGCCUUGAUCGGUAAGAUUGCGGUCUACAAGUAUCGGAGAGGCGAUGAUACGGUGCAGGGCACGGAUUGCUCCGUCUGCCUCAGCGAGUUCCGGGAGGAUGACAGCCUCCGGUUGCUCCCCAAGUGCAGCCACGCCUUUCACCUCCGGUGCAUCGACACUUGGCUGAGAUCGCACUCCAAUUGCCCUCUCUGCCGAGCCGAUAUCGUGUCGGUGCCGCCUCAGUUGCCGGCUGCUCCAGAGUCGGAGAACAGCGUUCGGGCCGAAGACACGGAACGCAUCGAUGAGAUGGUUCUAACCAUAGAGGACGAGGAGACGCAACCUGCUGGAAGCAGUGCGGACGCAGCGACUGAUCCUCCACAGGUCUACUGUGAUCCGGUAGCGGUGGAGGAGGCCGACACCAUAGUUGAGAUCGGUGAUGACGAUACCCAACUAACGAGGCGAUCGUUCUCCAUGGACGCUGCGCGUGGCAGCCGGGUCUCGAUCGCCGACGUCCUGCGAACGAGCAUGGAGGACGAACUGUUCGUUGUCAGCGGCAGCUCGUCGAGGCGAGCUGCAGGCGAGCACAGUAAGGUAAGGGGCUUGCAUUGUGCCCUGAACCCAGUCCUGAUGAAGAGGUCGAUCUCCAACGGGAGGUUCCGCUUAACGAGGCACGGAAAGCGAAGGAAUGGCCUUUCAGUUCAAGAAUCUCCUGAAUAGGAUGCAUUCAUGCAAGACGAGCGCUCCUCUGCGGAAGCAGGGAAGGAGCAGCAGAAGAGCUUCUUCUUCGGCCAAGAGUUGGGGCAACAGCUUCCUGAUUGCUCUGUGAGGCUUGUGCCUCCAUUUGUUCUCCUUUUCUUUCUCGUGCUUCUUCUGCUUGACACUGACCAUAUAAGCUUGUGUACAGAUUCAUGUUUUCAUGUUUGAUCUUGUUCCUUA
Molecule: messenger RNA, 2564 nt
Organism: Musa acuminata subsp. malaccensis (wild Malaysian banana)
Lineage: Eukaryota; Viridiplantae; Streptophyta; Magnoliopsida; Zingiberales; Musaceae
Product: E3 ubiquitin-protein ligase Os04g0590900
Biological process (GO): protein ubiquitination
Molecular function (GO): transferase activity
Source: RefSeq, a predicted model, not a curated record